AGUACCGGCUGGUCUGGGCUCUAGCUAAUUGCGGUUACGUAACUAUUAGUUGAUUUACUUAAGGUCCGCGUCUGGUAAUUAAUAUUAAAAAAAUCAAAUGCAUUUGUUUUAAAAAUGGAAGUCGGUAAAGUAUUUAAUAGUUUCAAUGAACUUAAGCAGGCAAUUGAAGAGUAUGAAAAAUCAAGUUUUAUAUCAUUAUAUGUUCGCGAUAGUCGAACCAUUGAGUUAGCGAUCAAAAAAGGUUUGAAGCGCUCUAUUAAUAAGGAAUUAAAAUAUUAUUAUUUAACAUAUUGUUGUUAUCAUGGUGGGCGCCAGUUUAAGUCAAGAUCAAAAGGUAUUCGUCCAAAUCAAAGCACAUAUAACAUCAAAUGCCCGUUUACUAUUUGCAUUGGAGUCACUGAAGAUGGAGAGCAGUUCUGUGUUGUUAAAGUUAUUAAUGAGCACAAUCAUGCAAUUGAUAAAGAAAUUAUAGAAAGGCUUCCAAAGGUUAGGAAAUUGAGUAAUGAGCAAGAAAAAGAUGUAAGACAAAUGUUGAAAUUACAUUGCAAUAAAUGGCUUGUUCAUGAGCAUAUUCAAAAUGAAACAGGAAAGAAAAUUACGUUAAAAGACAUACAUAACUUAUCAUCAAAAGAUAAAGGUUCAACAGAUGUAGAAUCUUUACUUGCAGUAUUUCAAAAUUGUGAUGGUGCAGAUGUAGAUAUUAAAUGUGACAAUAGUGGUAGUAUCCAGACAAUUUUUUUUCAGGAUGCAGAAAUGAAGAGAUUUUUUUCAUUGUAUCCUGAAUUAAUUUUAAUGGAUGCAACGUAUAAGUUAACAAAUCUACGUAUGCCUUUGUAUAUUUUACUGGGGAUGGGUCCAAGUGGAGAAAGUGAGAUAGUUGCAAUUUUUGUAACAGCGUCAGAGGAUGCAUUAACAUAUACUGAGGUUCUAAAGACAUUUAAAUUAAAAAAUCUAAAAUGGACAGAAAUAGUCACUAUUUUUACUGAUAAAGAUAUGGCCGAGCGUGACUCUCUGCGAACAACAUUUCCCAAUGCAGUAUUGCUGUUAUGCUUGUUUCAUGUCUUGCGUGCAAUGAGCAGAGAAGUGACUGUUUUGAAAAUGGGCAUUAGUGAAAGUCAAAGGUUAUAUGCAUUAAGAGCGCUUCAAAAAAUGGCAUAUGCAUCGUCAGAAUUACAAUUUGAAAAACUUCAUUGUGAAUUUGUUGAAAAAAUGCCAGACAGCGUGGUUAGUUACUCUGAAACCAACUGGAAUAAUUGCAAAACUGAGUGGGUAUUUUGUUGGCAGCAACAAAAUUUGACUUUUGGACAAAGAACAACAAACAGAUUAGAAUCUGUAAACCGAAGAAUAAAAUCUGUUUUAAACUUAUUAAAUCCUCUUCCAAUAUUUUUUAAAGAUCUUUUUUCUGUUAUAGAUGUAAUGCGUAAGGAGCGCAAUCAUAACUUUGUUAUUGCUGGAGAGCGUAUCUCUGUUAAUACUGUUCUUGAUAAUGAUGUUAUAGAGGAGUUUUCUAAAAUUUUAACACCUUAUGCUUUAAGUUUUGUUAGAAGUCAGUUACGUGAAGCACUAGAGUUAUACCCUGGAGGCGAUAAUAAUAAUCCAACAUCUGAAAUUUUAGGACAGGAGGUGUCAAUAAGUGAGCUUAGUUGCCAUUGUAUUUUUUAUAAAUCUAUGGGAUUACCUUGCAAACACAUGUUUGUAGCAAGUCGAAUAAAGCAAUUACCAAUAUUUUCAUUUGACGGCAUUUCAAUAAGAUGGCUCAAAUCUCAUGCUACUGAAAAUCAUCGCCUUUUUCAACACCAAAACAAAAACCAUAAUCAUUUAGGAAUUGGUGUGUUAAAAGAAAGACCUUUAACACAAGCUGAAAAGUUUAAAAAAGCAAAUCGUAUCUCUCAGCGAUUAGCACAGCUUGUUUCUGAAGGAGGGAAAAGUGAAUUUGAAAGCCGAAUAAACAUCCUUCAAAAUUUAGUUAAUAUUUGGGAAGAACAUAAACAUGCAGAGAUAACUGUUUUGGACUCAGUGGAUUUAAUAAUUGAUACUACAUCAGAAUGUGCUAUUAGUUCUAUAAGCAACCAUAACGUAUUGUGUGAUUCAACAAAAAAAGCAUUUGUUUCGUCGACAAGUAACAUAGAUUUGAUUUUAACAUGCAAUGAAACCUUAAAUAAGAAUAAUAUGCAUCCAUUAGAGGUUUCAAACUCUGAUAUUUUAGAAUUUCAUGAUGCACCUGACUUCAUCUGUAGUUCAAAUUCUCAUAUUUCAAUAAAUGAGUAUGAAAUGCAACCAAUUGCAAUAGAUAUGGAUUUACCAAAUUGUUUAAUCGCAAUCAAAAAGCCGUUACAUUUAGAGCAAUUGUCUGUAGAUUUACACCAAGACAAUUUAGAAAAAAAUGGAUUGAAUUUUGCUGAAAUAUCUAGUCAACAUCAUAAUGAUAAUAAUCAAGUUUGUGAUCAAACUUUGAUUAACAUAGUUAGUAAAAAUCUGAUAGAAGACAGUGAAUUUGGGGCAAGCAAAAAUCUACAUGAUUCUUUAAAUAUUCAUUCAAUCAAUAUUAAAGAUCUAAAAUUUCCUCGAAAGAUUAAGUCACGAGGAAGGCCUAAGGCUAAAGAGAGAAAAACUGCAGUGGGUUUAUCUAGAUGGAAAAGAAAGUGUUUAUCUUAUACUGAUAAAAGUGUAGCCGGAAAAAUAAGUGUUCUUUUGGGUGGUAUUCUCAUGAAGAAAAAAAUAGAAGAUGUUACGCGUGAAAUGCAAGCAGAUGUGGGCGAUUUAGAAUUAAAGGCUGGCAAUCUUCCUUCUGCAUUUUUAAAUGAUGGUUUUACAAUAGAUAUUUUAAACCAUAUUUAACCAAUCUUGCCUGGAAUAGCCUGCAGAAAUCAAUUUUGCAGCAAAAGAAACUGGGCGUAUGGAAUUGUCCGUUAUGUACUUUAAAUACAGCUUCCAGUGAAAGCAUUGAGUGUGAAAGCUGUUUAGAAUGGUUUCAUUUCAAAUGUCUUAGCAUUUCAAAGAAGCCAAAGAAGGAGUGGUUUUGUGACAAAUGUCAUAAUAUAUUAAAUGAAAGCUAAUAAAAAUUAAACAAACAAAAGAAAAAAUCUAUAUAUAUAAUUUAAA
Hydra vulgaris (swiftwater hydra) is the source of this 3102-nucleotide messenger RNA. RefSeq lists its product as uncharacterized. Gene Ontology annotation, molecular function: zinc ion binding. NCBI's taxonomy places the organism in Eukaryota, Metazoa, Cnidaria, Hydrozoa, Anthoathecata, Hydridae. The record is from RefSeq and is a predicted model, not a curated record.